GGUGCUCAACUGGCUAAACUGCUACAUACUGAGCUCACCAUACCUAUUAGGCAGACAACAAUGUGGUCAGACUCUACGACUGUACUCAGCUGGAUCCAGUCCGACUCGUCUCAGUAUAAAGUGUUUGUUGGUACGCGUAUAGGCGAAAUACAGGAGCUCACGGAUGCUACUAGCUGGAGGUACGUCUCUUCUGAGCAGAACCCGGCGGAUGACAUCACACGGGGAAAGUCACUACAUCAGCUGACACAACCUACCCGCUGGAAGAAUGGACCAGAUUUCCUGUAUGAUCACCCGGCUCAAUGGCCAGCUAUCCACACGGUAAAAUCAGAAGACGCAGGUGAGCUCAGGAAAUCCACAUUCUGUGGUCAACUCACUGUCCUUGAUGCAUCUGCUCCUGACCCAACACAGUAUAACACCUGGUCUGACCUACUGCAGGCUACUCACCAGUCCCUUCAUGGGGCGGCAGCACUCCCUAUGUCUGCUUCAGACCGACUGGACACAGAGGUAGUACUUCUUAGUCGAGCGCAGAGUGAGAGCUUCCCUGAAGAAAUCAACGCUCUGCAGCAUUCUCACCCUGUCCGACCUACCAGUCGUCUCAGUCCACUUUCCCCAGAAUACGACCAGACUCUAGGCCUUAUCCGAGUUGGGGGUCGUCUCCGUAAAGCUGAGGAUCUGCCUGAAGACACUGUUCAUCCUAUUGUUCUUGCGCCUGAUCACCCCAUUACACAGCUGUUGGUGCAAGAUUAUGAUGAUCGUUUACUCCAUGCAGGCCCUGAGCGAAUCUUCGCAGAGAUCAGAAGGACCUAUUGGAUCCUCAGAGGCCGCCAAGCCAUUAAGAAACACCAGCAGCAAUGUGUGGAGUGUCGCAAGUGGCGCAGUAAGCCAGUGAUCCCUAAAAUGGCAGACCUCCCAGCCGCUCGACUCCGACUCAACAAGCCCCCUUUCUGGUCAACUGGUGUAGACUGCUUUGGCCCAUAUAUGGUCAAGAUAGGACGGCGACAGGAGAAACGAUGGGGCAUUGUGUUCAAGUGUCUCACUACCAGAUGUGUUCACCUCGACCUACUGCCUAGUAUGGACACCGAUUCAUUCCUCUUGUCUCUCCGCCGCUUCAUCGCAAGAAGAGGGAAACCCUUUGAGAUUUUAAGCGACAGAGGCACCAACUUCCGCGGUGGGGACAAGGAGCUUCACGAGGCAUUUGAGUCACUUGAACCAUCGCUCAGGGAACAGCUAGCAACACAGUGCAUCACCUUCAGAUUUAACCCGCCUCUGGCUCCACACUUUGGUGGAACAUGGGAGAGGGAAAUUAAAUCUGUAAAGGCAUCUCUCCAAACCAUCCUGAAGGACCAAGUCAUCCCUGAGGAGGUACUACAGACCGUCAUCAUUGAAAUUGAGGGCAUCCUCAAUUCCAAGCCACUAGGCUAUGCUUCAUCGGACCUUGCAGACCCUGAUCCUGUGACCCCUAAUCUUCUGCUCAUGGGGCGGCGGGAUGCAUCGCUGCCCCAAGCUGUGUAUGGCUCCAGUGAUCUGCUAGGACGCCGUCGCUGGCGACACAGUCAGAUACUCGCCGACCAUUUCUGGGGUCAGUUCACCCGCAAGUACCUCCCUGGUCUCCAACCACGUCAGAAGUGGCGGAACUCAACGACAGACCUAGCUGUGGACGCUGUCGUCAUGGUUGUUGACCCACAGCUCCCGAGAGCGCUAUGGCCUGUUGGACGCAUCACACGGACUAUCUACAGUGACGAUGGCAAGGUACGCACUGCAGAGAUUGACAUCAAGGGCAAACUCUACACACGUCCUGUCGCCAAACUGAUAGAGCUCCCAAGGAUGCCUGACAACGGAGAUACCAGCGCUCCCUAGCCCAGCAGUGACUUUACUGUUACUGCGCAUUCGUCCCACGAAUCCGGGGGCGGCUGUGGAAAACUCCCUGCUGGACUGACGAGCUGACGUCACUCCUUGGACUCACGCAUUUGCGCACAUGCGCAAUUCAGCCAUUUCCUUUUGUAGUUCGCUGCAGACACGAGUACAGCUGCUCCUGAAGUUGCACGUUGCUUAUAUAACAUUCUGUUGUGUUGCCGUGUGCGUUAUUGAGAACAAAACCACACACAAACACAUACUAGCAACAAGCACUGUAUUCACAUGCUGGGAUUGGAGGUCAAUAAAUCUGUUGAACUAAAA
Molecule: messenger RNA, 2175 nt
Organism: Perca fluviatilis (European perch)
Lineage: Eukaryota; Metazoa; Chordata; Actinopteri; Perciformes; Percidae
Exons: 2
Coding region: 61-1857 (598 amino acids)
Biological process (GO): DNA integration
Molecular function (GO): nucleic acid binding
Source: RefSeq, a predicted model, not a curated record